This is a messenger RNA of Platichthys flesus (European flounder), 3809 nucleotides long. RefSeq names its product ring finger protein 26 (gene rnf26). The record is from RefSeq and is a predicted model, not a curated record. The transcript has a single exon. Gene Ontology annotation, biological process: ubiquitin-dependent protein catabolic process; protein ubiquitination. Bases 448 to 1797 code for a protein of 449 amino acids. Gene Ontology annotation, molecular function: ubiquitin protein ligase activity. NCBI's taxonomy places the organism in Eukaryota, Metazoa, Chordata, Actinopteri, Pleuronectiformes, Pleuronectidae.
UAAACAAACAUGGCGGCUGAGGUAAUAACAUCGAAGCUUGUAUGUGUUUUUCUUCGUCUCUCUUGUUGACGCCGUUCGAUUUUUAUGGUUUAACACUUUUUAAAACCGUAUUCCUUAGCUGAGGAAACGAUUCCGGAUCGUUCUAUGAUCGGAUAGAAGAAAACUACAACGAGGAAAUGAAACGGAAGUGUGCGUCUCCCGUUUGAAACAAAACAUCCGCCUCUAGUAACGCGUGUGUAUGUUUUGGGAGCUCGUCGUGUUCGCCGAGCAAAUGGAUAGAACAUGAAAAAGAAGGCAUCUUGUGGUGAAACGAAGCGGGCAAUGGCUGAUGGUUUCGGUUAACGCACCGGACGAUCUGCCGGCCUGAACAAGAUGUAACACCCGAGUGUCUCGGUUCGUAAACAGACUUUACUGCGGAGACAAGCUGAGGGAGCCGGGGAGGGCAGCAUGGGUCUGGUGAACUUUGUCCUCUCCACGGUUGGAAAAUGUCUGGACGCCGUCUGUCUCCUCCUGGACCUGAACUUCGUCGUCGUCCACACCGUGGUGCGGACCCUGCUGGCGGUGGUCACCUUCAUCACCAGCCUGCCCACCCUCCUCCUCACCUCAGUGCUGGAGCUGGCCAACUUCCUGGUGUUUUGCCUGGUGUCCGCGGCGGAGGCGACCACCAACGUGGCCCAGGGCACCGUCACCAUGCUGGGGAGCCUGGUGCUGGCCCUAGAGGGGCUGCUGGAGAGCCUGAAGAUGGUGGGCUACCUGUCCAUGCACGUCCUCCUCCGCGGGAAGGAGCACCUGUGUCGGGGUGUGCUGUCCAUGCUGGAGGGCUGCGGCAUCGCGGUGAGCCUGGUGGUCUAUUUCACCAACACCGUGGUGAACUACGCGCUCAUCGCCACUCAGAACGUGUACCUGGCUGUGGCAGGGGUUUGGCACACGGUCUCCAGCCCGCUGCAGAAGGUGCUGGAGCUGACGCUGACCUCCCUCACCUUUCUGUACAGCAGCCUGGCUGGGACCUCUGCGUUCCUGUGGUCGCCCUGCAAGCUGGUGUUGGACUUUCUGGUUUCACUGGUGCACAUGUUCGUCAGCAUCUUCAUACUGAACAUCUACGGCCUCCUGCUCACCGUCACCAUCGCUCUGACGACCACGGCCUACCUGAACCCGCGGCUGACCCGACAGGCUGCGGCACAGACUCUGGAUUACAUGAACUCUUUUCGUGGUCUGCGCAGACUGCAUUUCGCUCUCCGCCGCCUUGCCUCAGCCACGCAGGGCCUCCCACAUCUGCUGCGUGGUAACAUGCGGCGUCUGCGAAGGAUUCUCCACCACCUCUACCUGCUGGAGACACGACUCUGGCAGCAGCUGUCUCGACACAGCAGCCAAAUAGGCCUUGCGCUGAGGACACACCUCCACAGGGACCACGACAACAGAGUGCGGGGGGACGGCAACCCCGAGGAGGAGCGGCGGGGCCCGCCAGACGGAAGAGCGGGGGACGGGGCCCACCGAGAGAUGUUGGAUCUGGUGUUCCCCUCCUCCAGCACAGACAGGCCACUGAAGAAGGUGGCGUCUCCAGACAGAGGCAGCAAACCUCUGCCUGCUGACAACCUGCUGACUCUGCUGAAGGAGCAGGAGGACAGGAAGAAGUGUGUGAUCUGUCAGGACUGCACCAAGACGGUGGUGCUGCUGCCGUGCAGACACCUGUGCCUGUGUAGAGGCUGUACAGACAUCCUGCUGAGGCAGCCCAUCUACCAACAGAACUGUCCGCUGUGUCGCCGGAUGAUCCUCAACACUAUGGACGUCUAUCUAUGAGGGACCAGGGGGAUCUAAAGGCUCCUGACAAUCAGUAUCUAUACUUACACGUUCUAACACCACUGAAAUGAUGUUGUAUGACCUUUGUUUUACUGGGUUUCCUUUUAAUAUACAUAUGGUGAUAUUCUAACUAAAAAAUAUCAUUCUGUCAAUAUAUCCCAUAAGCAAGACAAUGAAUCUUCGCAGAGAGCUCAUACAUAUAUUGUUUUUGAUGUUAUAAAAACUCUUGGCCCUGUGGUUUUUGGGGAAUUGGGUAAAGAAAAUACUUGUUAGUGGAUCAAUUAGACAAAAAGCUCUGGAUUAAUUGGGAUUUACUGGUAAUAAAAAAUAGAGAAUAUCCGCAGACAUAUCUCCUAAAAUCUGGUUUCAGAUCUGUGUGGUCAUUUCAGAGGAGAAAUACUUAAGUAAAGAUGUGAACCGGAAAUUAUAUUAUACUAACUAAAGUAAGUAUUAUGUAAGCUUUAGAUGAUAAAUGCCACAACAAAAUAGAGACAUGGGUUGCGGUGUAAUUAUUUCCAUUGUCGAUGAAACUGCUGAUCCUUUUCCAUUAAUCACUAAAAUGUAUGAAACAUCAAAAAAUAUUUAAAAACAAAACUUUCCAGAGCUCAAAGCAAUGUCCCCAAAACCUGUUUGUGGACUGUUGAUUUAUGCAAAAAAAAAAACAAUGAUUUGUAAUUUUUUGGUGAAGCUGAAAUCAGCGAAUAUUUGGGGGGGAAAUCUGAUCAAGUUAAUCCACUAGCAACAUAUCUGCAGCCUAAUUUUAUUUAUGUUAAGUGAUUAAUUGAUAAAACGUUGUGGCUCUGAAAGAGGCUGCAAAGUGUUUUUUUUUUCUAAAUUGAAUGGGACUGUUUCACCACUAUUUUCUUUCCUGCUACUUGUGCAUGUGGGAUAAUAAACUGGGUUUUGUACUUGUACUGUUUGUUUCAAAUAUAUGUAAUUUGGUUGCUUUAAGUGUGAACGCUUCCUGUAAUCUGGACGUGCGUCACAGCUACAGUCUGUGUUUUGCCAUUGGGAUGAACCCACUCACAAAUGAUCCUGUGUUGCCGCGCUGCGUCUCAGGUCUUGUAGUCACGGUAACCCAUAAGUGCCCCCCCACCAUGCUGAAAUGUCUACCGCUGCUCCUGUCUUAAAAAAUUUGCUUUUAAUAGACCAAGCUGCGAAUACAAACCCAUGCAUGAGUGAUUACACACACGCUGUAUCUUUAACAGUAUAUUCAAGGUUUUCUGGAUUUGGGGAAAGUCAUUUAUAAUUGUUCAGUCAGUGACAGUAAAAUACAGCUUUAUACGAUUUAGGUUCUAUUGAUAGAGCUUAUUCCGGUCCUGCAUCAGAGGCCGGUUACAGUCACCACCCAUACAUGAUCCAUAAAAGCUUUUCUCUCUCCUCUUGUAUAAAAGGACCAUAAACUAAUAAGCAUUCACAAUUUCAUUUGUUUUCUCAUCUGUAGCUGUUGAAGCUGACGUGUUGUCAUUGAUCGGUGUUUAAAGGGCGAUGGUGCCACUUAAUGUGUUAUCAUUGAUGGCGGGUGGUCUGGAGUCAGAUUUGUGGGACAAGUGCUGUUUGUAACAUGCCCUCAUUUGCUUUUUUGAACGUUUUUUUUUUUUUUUUUAUAAUAAUUUGUACGAUUAGAAGAAAUGUGAUUUCUGCAUUGUUUCUGUGACGGGAGCCAUGUCAUACAUUUUACUGGCAUUCCUAUGUUUCCUUAGUACCUGACACAGAUAUCAUUAAUGAGAGUGACUGAGUGUUUGAUGAGGUUGCAAAAGAUUCGUGGGGACCAGACUGAAGUCAGAUCUCUCUCAGGUAUUCCUAUAAUGCCACUGUACAGCGUUCCCUAACUAAAGAUUGCAGUGGAGUGAAACCGCUCACAUGACCAUCAUCUGCUGCUUCCUGCAGGAGUGAUGACACAGUGCGGGACGAUGCGAUUUGAAGAAUGUAAUUUGUGUGGUUUUUUUUAUUGCUGUGGCUGCCACAUAGUGAGAAGUCAUAUGUUCAUAAUAAAACAACAGUCAAGACUG